This is a messenger RNA of Ambispora gerdemannii, 186 nucleotides long. The record is from the annotation of a GenBank genome assembly. Lineage: Eukaryota; Fungi; Glomeromycota; Glomeromycetes; Archaeosporales; Ambisporaceae.
AUGUGGAAGGGCGAAACUUUCCAUCUCGAACUAUCACACUAUUGGUUGUACGCCGAAGCUUUCAAACGCAGUCAUUCACCAGAUUCACCAGAUACUAGCUAUUGUAGCACGCAUUGCUGCUCGCCAAGGAUUUCUCCUUGUCAAGGACUUCUACCUAGUCCUAGUACUUGUAACCUGCAAAAAUAG